Molecule: messenger RNA, 4119 nt
Organism: Dunckerocampus dactyliophorus (ringed pipefish)
Lineage: Eukaryota; Metazoa; Chordata; Actinopteri; Syngnathiformes; Syngnathidae
Gene: kif3a
Product: kinesin family member 3A
Exons: 17
Coding region: 149-2254 (701 amino acids)
Biological process (GO): microtubule-based movement
Molecular function (GO): ATP binding; microtubule binding; microtubule motor activity
Source: RefSeq, a predicted model, not a curated record
CAGCCAAGCUACUGAACGUGAGGCUGAUGUUAUGGAUUCUACAAUGGCCUUUAAAUUCUUUGAAUAACCACUCUAAUGUCCAACGAACGCCGCCUUACGAAUAUCAGCCAUUGUACAUAUACUCUAAUUACACCCCUGCUGUCUUACGAUGCCGAGCAAUAAGCUUGACAAGCCGGAGGUGAGUGAUAACGUCAAGGUGGUGGUGCGAUGUCGUCCCCUGAACCAGAAAGAGAGGGCCAUGGGCCACAAGCAGGCCGUCAUGGUGGACGAGAUCCGCGGCACCAUCACCGUCAACAAACUGGAGACCAUCCAGGAGCCCCCCAAAACAUUCACCUUUGACACGGUGUUUGGGCCAGACAGCAAACAGCUGGAUGUCUACAACCUCACAGCCAGACCCAUCGUUGACUCGGUGCUAGCUGGAUACAAUGGCACCAUUUUUGCUUAUGGACAAACUGGCACUGGGAAGACCUUCACCAUGGAAGGUGUUCGAGCAGUGCCAGAGCUACGAGGGAUAAUCCCCAACUCUUUUGCCCAUAUUUUUGGUCACAUUGCUAAAGCAGAGGGAGACACCAGGUUUUUGGUUCAUGUUUCAUACCUGGAGAUUUACAAUGAAGAAGUGCGAGACUUGUUGGCCAAGGACCAAACGCAGAGACUGGAGGUCAAAGAAAGACCAGAUGUUGGUGUGUAUAUCAAAGACCUCUCAGGCUAUGUGGCUAACAAUGCUGACGACAUGGACAGGAUUAUGACUCUGGGCAACAAAAACCGGUCUGUUGGUGCCACCAACAUGAAUGAGCAUAGCUCCCGAUCUCACGCCAUCUUCACCAUCACCAUCGAGUGCAGCGAGAAGGGUGUGGAUGGAAACCAGCAUGUGCGCAUGGGCAAACUUCAUCUGGUGGAUCUUGCGGGUUCCGAGAGACAAGGUAAAACCGGGGCCACAGGCCAACGUCUGAAGGAAGCAACAAAGAUCAAUCUCUCACUCUCAACCCUGGGUAACGUCAUCUCCGCUCUGGUGGAUGGCAAGAGCACUCAUGUGCCCUACAGGAACUCCAAACUGACGCGUCUGCUCCAGGAUUCACUAGGGGGGAAUUCCAAGACUUUGAUGUGUGCAAACAUAGGCCCUGCAGACUACAACUACGACGAGACCAUCAGUACACUGCGCUAUGCUAACAGGGCUAAAAACAUCAAGAACAAAGCCAGAAUCAACGAAGACCCCAAGGAAGCAUUACUGCGAAAAUUUCAGAAGGAGAUUGAGGAGCUGAGGAAGAAACUUGAGGAAGGUGAGGAGAUCUCUGGCUCGGAGGGCAGCGGGUCGGAUGAGCUGGAUGAGGGUGAUGAUGAUGGAGGGGAAGCCGGACAAGGACGCAGGAGACGAAGAGGAAAGAAGAAGCUUUCCCCAGAAAAGAUGGUGGAAAUGCAGGCCAAGAUUGAAGAGGAACGAAAGGCUUUGGAGGCCAAGCUGGACAUGGAGGAGGAGGAGAGGAACAAGGCAAAGGCAGAGUUGGAGAAGAGGGAGAAAGAUCUUCUCAAAGCUCAGCAGGAGCACCAUCUUCUGCGUGAGAAAUUGUCAGCCUUGGAGAAGAAGGUGAUUGUCGGGGGCGUAGAUCUCCUGGCGAAGGCUGAGGAGCAAGAGAAGCUCCUGGAGGAGUCCAACAAUGAGUUAGAAGAACGCCGCCGUAGAGCAGAGCGGCUUCGAAAGGAGCUGGAGGAGAAAGAGCAAGAGCGGCUGGACAUUGAGGAGAAGUACACGAGCCUUCAGGAGGAGGCCCAAGGGAAGACCAAGAAACUGAAGAAAGUGUGGACCAUGCUAAUGGCCGCCAAAUCAGAAUUGGCAGAUCUGCAACAAGAACAUCAUAGAGAGAUUGAAGGCCUCCUGGAGAACAUCCGCCAGCUGAGCCGAGAGCUACGACUCCAAAUGCUGAUCAUAGACAACUUUAUUCCUCAGGAUUACCAGGAAAUGAUUGAGAAUUUUGUGCACUGGAAUGAAGGCAUCGGCGAAUGGCAGCUGAAAUGUGUCGCUUUCACUGGCAACAAUAUGAGAAAACAGACCCCUGCUCCAGGCAAAAAAGAAAAAGAUCCAUUUGAGGUGGACCUGUCCUAUGUGUAUCUGGCCUACACAGAAGAGAGCAUGCAACAGUCCCUGAUGAAACUAGAGAGGCCUAAAACCUCUAAGAGUAGCAAGAGCGGCCGUCCCAAGACUGGUCGGAGGAAAAGAUCAGCAAAAGCAGAUGCUGCCAUCGAAUCCCCUCUGCAGUAAAGACAUCACAGAGUCAAGAGAAGGAGCCACUCCACAAGGAGUCAAUUCUGCGGAUGAUCUGAGUACACUGUAUAGCUGACACGGUUUUAAAUGUGAAGCAGCUGUUGUUAGGAGUAUUAUACUGUAGUUAUUAGGAUCCCCAGCCUCACAUAUAGCUUUGAAAGACAUGUCAGCAGCAGCCGUCUGUCUAUUAAGCUCUGUUACGUUAGUGCCUCUGGCAGAAAGUCAGUCUGAAUUAUCCACAUCAUGGCGAUAGUUGUUUUUUUUUUACACUCAUUGGAUCGUCAUUACGGUCAAGGUUUGAAGCAACUGUCAUACAAGUAUAAAGUUACGUCAACGCUUACUGUACAAUACAACUAAAAUAAAGUAAAACUACUCACUUUGAAGACACCUCAUAGACAUAAGAUGAAUGAUACUGUCACCUGCUGGAGUAAAAAAGAAGUACAGUCGUCCCUCACCGUGUUGCAGUUCAAACGGCGCUCUCUGGCUCUUGCGGUUUUUCCAAAUUAAUAAUUGUUUGCUGUUUUGUGGUUGACUAUGGCCCAGUAUUAGUCAAAAAACAUUGAAAGACAACAUAUAUGUAGUAUUCUGGUCACUAGGCGUCCCUAGUAACACAAAACAUUGAUGAGACAUGACCUUACAUUACAUUACCUUAACACUGCAUGGAGUCAGCCGGGGCAUGUCCGACAUAAGAAGUUUUUGACUUGUUAUGCUUGUCUGCACAUAAGAGUUGCGCAAUAUGGCGUAAACAAAGAAUAAUAGGAGUUUAAAGGUGACUAUAGGGGUGUUAUUUCAUGUCUGCAAGGCUCUAAUAAUGGUGGAAAAACAUAUUUAGAAAGUCAUAAACUGUUUUUUUAUGCCCUAACUAUAAAAAUAUUCCAUUUAAUAAUAUUGAAUCUUACUUCACGGGAAUUCACUUAUCACAGUGGGGUCUGGAGCCACUUAACCGCGAUAAACGAGGGACGAGUGUAGUGUGUGUGUAUUUAGUGAUACCUAAUCAAUUGCAUUGCUCUUAUUGUGCUGAGCAGCGAGACCAUCUCUAUCGCAGUGUCGAUUUCAGGUUCUAUGGCCAUCAUCACACUUCUCCUCUGUGUCAUCUGGCAACCUUCUGUGGCGGUAUCAAAAAAGUAUAAGCACUUGGAAGUUGAUCAGUGUUUAUAUGUAGCAAGUCACACAAGAUGUGCUGACUUAUGUGACAUUGAUGCAUGAUUAUGGUUUGAACCCAUCAUUUUCAAAGAAAAAUAUUGGUCGAACUCUUGGGUCCACUGCAUGGUUUCUGUUUAGAUGUUAUUUUUUAAAAAAACAACUCAAAAUAUAGUAAAAUAAAAUAUUAGUUUGUUGAACAAACUUCCUCAAAGCUCAAUAUUGCCAUGACAGCAGUGAAGAUAUGAAAAUCUAAAAGCGGAUCUCUUGUUCUGAUAGUUCUAAUGGUGAAUACAGUACAGAAGUCAACGGCUGUACCGAUUGACACUAAAUGCAGUGAUUCUUGUUGAUGUAGAACUCACUUUUUGGAGAUUAAGGCAAAUGUUUCUACUCUGAAAAGAAAUGAUGUCGUAAGUAAGUGAAAGUGCGCUUUCUACUAUUUCAUGUAGGCCAGAAGCAAAGGGGCAUGCAUGCCGGCCACUUCUUCUUAGUGCCACUUUUUCUUUUGAAAUGCUACCGCUAUGCUAUUGGAAAUGCACCAUAUUUACUGUAUGCCUUAGUGUAAUGCACUUGUAUGAGGCUCUGUGAAGGUCAUUUCUUUUUACACACGCGUUUCAUAGUGGAGGCAAACCGGCUUUUAUUUUAUAUCCUGAUGUAUGUCAAAUGUUUACGUUCACCCUGGAUGUUUUAUUUAUUAAAUUAUUUUACACACGUUUACCUCA